Molecule: messenger RNA, 2101 nt
Organism: Oryzias melastigma (Indian medaka)
Lineage: Eukaryota; Metazoa; Chordata; Actinopteri; Beloniformes; Adrianichthyidae
Exons: 6
Coding region: 396-1169 (257 amino acids)
Biological process (GO): positive regulation of B cell receptor signaling pathway; B cell receptor signaling pathway; regulation of B cell differentiation
Cellular component (GO): membrane raft
Molecular function (GO): transmembrane signaling receptor activity
Source: RefSeq, a predicted model, not a curated record
UAUGUAAAGAGUUAUAAGAAAAAUCCCUUUAGCGAUAACCAAAACCAAAUGGAUGUUUAAAAAAAACUGUAAAUGACAGGGCCUAUCAAUAUAACACAUCUAACAAUUCAAAUCAGAACAAUAUAGCUGAGUUACAACUCACUUUUGGAAAGGCAGCAACAACAACAACUAAAAACAUUGUAUUUAUUACUUUCAUGUGACUCUCAUCUGUUUAUUUAAGGUUGGGUCCCUUUAAGAUCCCCACUGAGUCAACUUAUAGGAAUAAAAUGAGGAAGUUCUGGUUUUGCUUCAGACCGGAAAACUAUCUGUAGUCUGUUCACCAAGUGAAAGGAGGAAAACAGAGAAAUCUUCUAAAAAUUGGACUAAAAUCUCUGCGACAAAUCUGCUUUGGAGAAAUGAAGGCUCAACAGCUCUCUCAUCUUUCUUUUUUGUCAACUUUUUUGUCAACUUUGGUACUUUUCCUGCCCUCCGUUUGCACGGGGAUGGAUGCACCAAGAAUAAGCAUGAACAGCACUGUCUUUGUGGCCUUUAAGAAGGAAAAUCUCACAGUCUGUUGUACUCUUGACCUUCCUGUAAAUGAGACUGCAGGCACUUUAGAGUGCUUCAACCCUUCUCGUGCACGGAUAGGCAGUACAAAAAUCCAAGAAACAGGAAACACAACAGUUAACAAAAUGCUGGAGUUCAAGAACGUGACGGAAUCGGGAGAAUACUACUGCCAGUACAAAGGGGCCACAGUUCACUGGUUUCUACGAGUGGCAGACCAAGGCUACAAGACGGACCUCUCCGAGUGUAUUAUUCUGAGCACCAUCACUGGAGUGCUGCUGUUAUCCAGUGUGGUCUGCUCAGUGUUCGCCUUCAGAGGACAUUGGAAAAAAAAGAGCACAGAAUGUGACAACACUGGCAGAAAUGAAAAGCAGAACAAAGAAGAAAAGGUCGCAAAGAUAAAGGAAGAUGACAAGGACGUGAUGUCACCACCGUCAACUUCUGUUUACGCUAGUCUAGACAGUCGCCCCAGGUCCAUUUACGGCGUGCUGGACUGCUCAGCUGCUGAAGCGGAACCGAAAAUCAAGAAAACUAAUUCAAAGAAAAGGGAAAUGCUUAAAACAGUGGAGCCAACAGCAGAGCACCAAGAUGAAGGCGCAUUGGAAUGUGUUUAUGAGAACUUUUGAAAGAAAUCUUGGCUUCUGUUCAUAUUUGUAGCAUUGAUUAUAAUUUGAUUUUUGUUGUUGUUGUUACUAUUAAAGCUUGCUUUAAGUGAAGCCUUCAAGUCACACUUUUGUGAAAGCAGAGCCCUAUUUUUUUCAAUUACUGUUCAAAAAGUCUCUAUACAUCAUUAAUGUGGCAAAUAAUUCAAAAAUGACUAUUCCAAUUGCAAAUGUCUGGUUUUGGUGCAUUAUUUAUAUAUAGAGGCUGAUUUCCAGCAACAUCACUCCAGUGUUCUAAUGUUGGCUCAUUGUAUCAGAAGGCAAAUAGAUGAUUAAACAACCUUUGGUAGCACAACUGAAAGCAGUUUGACUAUUCUUUGAAAAAAAAGCCAAGAUUUCCUUCAAAAAGUGUGUUCUACUCUCUUUAGAGAAUAGCACAAACAGGCCCUAUCCAGAGCAUUAACAGAAGUGUGAGGCCCUGAUGCACCACUGAGAAAGAAGAGAAGUACAUUUGAGCCUCUAGUUUGAGAAAUAGACGCCUCACAGGUCUCUUCAAUCUCAGAGGAAGAUAGGUAAAAAGGUUUUAUGGACGGACGAAUCAAGGUUUGAGGUGUUUGGAUCAUGAAAGACAUAUAGAAAAAUAAUAUUUUUUUUUAUUGAUAAAUAUUUACAUUCAAGAUUCUCUGCAUUUUAUGUUUUGACUUCCAUCAAAGAGAGUACCGCCACUUCUUGUUGUCCACUUAAAGUACUUGAAUAUAUGUCCAAUUCAUUGUACAGCUCAUUGAAAAAUAAAAGUGUGCCUUUUCAUGGAAAACAAAAAAUUGUCUGGUUGACAUCAAACUUUUAAAUGGUAGCAUAAGGGUUAAAAGAAAUAAACUGACAAAGUCAAAUAAAUAAAAAAUCUUGUGGUGUUGGUGCAUUACUUGAAUUGGAAUGUUAUUGGUUUAUUAUAAGUA